Messenger RNA from Wickerhamiella sorbophila, 759 nucleotides. Its product is annotated as 6-phosphogluconolactonase 3. Gene Ontology annotation, molecular function: 6-phosphogluconolactonase activity. Gene Ontology annotation, biological process: pentose-phosphate shunt; carbohydrate metabolic process. Lineage: Eukaryota; Fungi; Ascomycota; Dipodascomycetes; Dipodascales; Trichomonascaceae. The coding region runs from base 1 to 759 and encodes 252 amino acids. The record is from RefSeq and is a predicted model, not a curated record. The transcript has a single exon.
AUGGUUGCUCACAUCACCGUAAAUAGUCUCGAUACCUUGCCAAACGAGCUCGCACUCUAUGUGCUGCAUAUUCAGGACCGGGUUCUUGCUAAAAAGGACCGGUUUGACGUUGCAAUUUCCGGUGGAUCGCUUGCAAAGACAAUGGCUGAGGGCCUGGUCGGCAACCCGCACGCCAGGCUGUCCAAGUGGAACAUCUGGCUUGCGGACGAGCGCAUUGUCAAGAACGACCAUGCGGAUUCCAAUUUCGGUGUCUUUGAGAAGGAGUUCCUGUCCAAGCUUCCUGAAAACGAGCGUCCCGUGUGCUUCUCGCUGAACGACACCGACUUCGAUGUGGCCUCCACCCCCAGCGCUGAGUUCGCAAAGGACUACCAGGCCCGCCUCAUCAAGGAGCUGGGCCCCGACCCUGUUAUUGACCUCGUCUAUCUCGGCAUGGGUCCUGAUGGACACAAUUGCUCCCUGUUCCCGGGCCACAAGUUGCUGGAGGAGCGUGAGCUGUUUGUGUCUUCUCUCGACGACUCUCCCAAGCCCCCUCCCCGCCGCAUCACUCUCACCAAGCGGGCUCUGGCCAAUGCUGACCACUUGGUGUUUGUUACCAUUGGUUCGUCCAAGAACGAAGCCAUCAAAGGCGUUUUUGUCAAGAGAGACCCUGCCUUGCCUUCUUUCCAGGUCAACCAGCUCGCCAAAAACGAGGUUGUUUGGUUCUGCGACCACGAUGCUGUCGCUGGCGUGAACGUCCCUGAUAUCAACGCCAAGGUUUAA